This is a messenger RNA of Suillus discolor, 573 nucleotides long. Its product is annotated as P-loop containing nucleoside triphosphate hydrolase protein. Lineage: Eukaryota; Fungi; Basidiomycota; Agaricomycetes; Boletales; Suillaceae. The coding region runs from base 1 to 573 and encodes 190 amino acids. Gene Ontology annotation, biological process: transmembrane transport. Gene Ontology annotation, molecular function: ATP hydrolysis activity; ATP binding; ATPase-coupled transmembrane transporter activity. The record is from RefSeq and is a predicted model, not a curated record. Gene Ontology annotation, cellular component: membrane. The transcript has 4 exons.
AUGUAUGUUAUUGUCGGUGUCUUACUCCUUGUUCUAGCAUCUAAACACUUUGGUAGCAUUGACGGAACAGAUAUCUCACCAUUUGGUUUAGAAGAACUUCGGUUGCAGAUAACCAUUGUUAGUCAGGAUGUUUCGUUGUUUUCUGGUGCACUCAGAAGCAACUUGGACCCAUUCGAGGAGCAUACCGACCAGGAGUGCUGGGAUGUACUCGAGCGAUCUCAUUUAACAAGGUUGCUCAGUCGGGCGAUUGAAAAAGGUGGUUUCACACUUGAGAUGCCGAUAAGCCAAGGUAGCUUGCUCAGCGCAGGACAAAGGCAACUGCUUGCACUCGCUCGGGCAGUUUUACAAAAAACCAACAUCAUCAUUAUGGAUGAAGCAACGUCUCAAAUAGAUUUGCGUUUGGAUGACCAGAUCCAACUUUCCGACUAUGAUCGCAUUUUAGCGUUAGAUGCUGGGGAGAUCAUAGAAUUUGAUGAGCCAAAAGUACUUUUAGCGAAGGUUGAAGGGGCUUUCCGAGAGAUGCGUAGAAAGAGUGCAGAUUGGCCACAAUUGUUUGCUUCCAUGAAACGUUAA